AUGGACGAUGAGGUCGUCGCACUUGGCAUAUUAGAAUGGGACUGUCUGUCCUUCUGUUUCCAUCACAUCCUCAUCACCACUUCAGGACUUUCUGAAUCUCCCAUCUAUCUCCAUCUUCGCAUCCAUUGCCGUGCUGCCAUAAGCCAGACUGGCCGGCCCCGUGCACCUCGUACCGAAUCACCCAUCUGCGACUCCGAAUCAACACCACACAUCCUAGUUCAAGGCGUGUUCCGGUUCUCCAGCAUGGCACGGUUCAACAACCCCUUUGCGCGUCGUCAAAAUGACACGGCGACCCUGCCAACCCACCGUCGGAGGAGUAGCGAAGAUACGAGGAUCAACGACCGGUGGCAUGGGCGUGAUUACACCAUGGCCCAUCGGCCGCCCUUCAUGCUGUGGCUGAAGGUGACUUGGCUCGACAUCCUCACUAUGAUCAUCAUGGGAGUGAUCGCCCUGGUGGUCUUCAGAGCGCAUCCACCGGCCCACCGAACGUUCCCCAUCACCUUUGACAACGGCGAAGUCGUUUACCCCCAGUUCGCAUACCCGCACAUCACGCAAAUCAUACCCAGCCAUGCUGCGACGGCCCUCGGCAUCGGCGUGCCUAUCCUGUCCAUCCUCCUCUGCCAGAUCCACGUGCGCUCCUUCUGGGACAUAAACAACGGCAUCAUGGGCCUGCUCUACUCGGUCCUCGGCUCGACCGUCUUCCAAGUCAUGAUCAAAUGGCUCAUUGGCGGGCUGAGGCCCAACUUCCUCGAGGUCUGCCAGCCCGACAUCACCAAGGCCUCCCAGCCAGGCGGCAACGCGACCGGCCUCGACGGCACGGGCUACGGCGGCAUAAUGUGGACGUCGGACAUUUGCACCAGGGAGAUGGACGGCACGCUCUCCAACGCCCUGGAAUCCUUCCCCUCGGGCCACACCACGGCCAUGUUCUCUGGCAUGGUUUUCCUGUACCUGUACCUGAACGCCAAGCUCAAAGUCUUCUCCAACUACCACCCAUCCAUGUGGAAGCUCAUCCUGACCUACGCCCCCAUCUUGGGCGCCACCCUGGUCGGCGGCUCCCUGACCGUCGACCAAUCCCACAACUGGUACGAUGUACUGGCCGGGGCCACGAUCGGGACUGUCUUCGCCUUUUCGUCCUACAGGAUGGUCUACGCUGCGGUAUGGGACUGGCGUUUCAACCACAUUCCCCUGCACCGCAAGCUUCCUCUUGAUUACGCCCUCGACGCCUCCGACGGUGCGGUCGCCACGCGCAAGGCUGGAUGGGGCAAGAGACGCGGGGCGAAGAACACGGCCGCUAACAAACUGACCGGUCGGACACGGUACAGCACCGGCAGUCGAGACGGUCGUGGUGCUGGGAUUCCCCGUAAACCGGUGACUUCGCACCACGCUAGAGGCGACCGACGUCCCUCUGCCGACGACAUGGUGUGAUCCAAUCUCCGUCUUACAGUUUAGUGGUCAUUUCUUUUUUCUUCCUUGGCCUUUGGAGUUGUCAAGCACUUUGUUUAAAGCACGAGAUGCCCUUCCUAGGAUACCCUGCACAUGAUACAUGAGAGCGAGCGACGUCUUCAACUACAUACUUAGCUGCUGUUUAUAUAAUAAUCAAU
Messenger RNA from Colletotrichum destructivum, 1601 nucleotides. RefSeq names its product Putative phosphatidic acid phosphatase type 2/haloperoxidase. Gene Ontology annotation, biological process: phospholipid metabolic process. Lineage: Eukaryota; Fungi; Ascomycota; Sordariomycetes; Glomerellales; Glomerellaceae. Gene Ontology annotation, molecular function: phosphatidate phosphatase activity. The transcript has 2 exons. The coding region runs from base 1 to 1425 and encodes 474 amino acids. The record is from RefSeq and is a predicted model, not a curated record.